Messenger RNA from Oncorhynchus kisutch (coho salmon), 1736 nucleotides. Its product is annotated as zinc finger protein 568-like. NCBI's taxonomy places the organism in Eukaryota, Metazoa, Chordata, Actinopteri, Salmoniformes, Salmonidae. The transcript has 2 exons. Gene Ontology annotation, biological process: regulation of transcription by RNA polymerase II. Bases 286 to 1596 code for a protein of 436 amino acids. The record is from RefSeq and is a predicted model, not a curated record. Gene Ontology annotation, molecular function: RNA polymerase II cis-regulatory region sequence-specific DNA binding; DNA-binding transcription factor activity, RNA polymerase II-specific.
CAGCAGACCGCGAUGUGCUUCUUUCAGGCGAUGCUGCCAGCGUGACGUCUAAUCUAGUGGACGGUUCUUCAGAAUCAGCUCGUCAACCACAUCCGUAGCUUGCUAGCGAACAUAGCCGACAGAUUCGAGCUAUUUAUAUGCUUUUGGUGUAUAUUAGCUCCUGUUUUUUACACCAGUUUCUGUCGUCUAGUAAGUUAUUCCAUUCACUUUCAUAUUUACGUUGUUGUUGGUCAGCUGGCGGGCUGGUUAAGUUAGCAUUAGCCUAGCUAGCUAACAUCUCUGACCAUGAGGUCACUAAUCUACUCUACUGCUAAAGAAGAGGCGGUCUGCUGGACGAAGAAAGAAACUCUCGUGAAAGAGGAGGAGGAAGAGGAGGAUGUUACAUUACAAAAACAAGUAGAGGUUGAGGCUGUUACCGCGAAAGAAGAAGAUAAAUACAUUACAGUGAAAGAACAGGAGGAUGUUACAAUAAAACAAGAAGUAGAGGGUGAGGCUGUUACAGUGAAAGAAGAGGAAGACUCGUUCGGAGUGAAAGAGGAGGAUGUUACUGUAAAAGAAGAAGAGAGAGACAUUACGGUGAAAGAAGAGGAAGACGCGUUCAGAGUGAAAGAGGGGGGUGUUACAGUAAAAGAAGAGGAGGAAGAGAAAGAGGAGGAUUCCGUUUUUGGAGUGAAAGAGGAGGAGGGAGAGAUGACUGUCACAUCGAAAAAGGAGGAGGACAAUGGAUAUCUGGGGCCGGUUUCCCAAAGGCAACUUAAGGCAUCCAAUGUUUCUAACAAUGAACUUAGCCAUAAGAUGCUUUUAGGAAACCUGGCCCUGAUUAACACUAGAGAGAGAGGUGACUAUUGUGGAUCCUCUGGGGAGCCUCAGCUACAUCAUGACGCUGACCAGGCAGAGAAGAGUCUCUCCACAUCAGAACACCUCAAGAAACACCAACGGAAACCCACAGGGAAGAAUUCUCACUACUGCUCUGAAUGUGGGAAGAGUUACUCAAGAUUAGAUUCACUAAAAGUACACCAGAGAAUUCACACAGGCGAUACAGCUCACUGCUCUGACUGUGGGAAGAGAUUCACCACUAUAGCAAACCUUAAAAUACAUCAGAGAAUCCAUACAGGAGAGAAACCUUAUAGCUGUGAUCAAUGUGGGAAGAGUUUUACUCACUCAAGCUGCCUGAAGGUACAUCAGAGAACACACACUGGAGAGAAACCUUAUAGCUGUGAUCAAUGUGUGAAGAGAUUUGUCACAUCUAGUAGUCUGACUGUACACCAGAGAACACAUACAGGAGAGAAACCUUUUGGUUGUGAUCAAUGUGGGAAGAGAUUUGUUUCAUCUAGCCGCCUGACUAUACACCAGAGAACACACACAGGGGAGAAACUGUUUAGUUGCUCUGACUGUGGGAAGACCUUUUCAAAAUUAUAUACAUUACAAUUACACCAGAGAAUUCACACUGGAGAGAAAGUUUAUAGCUGUAAUCAAUGUAGGAAGAGUUUUAAUCGCUCAAGCUUGCUGAAGGUACAUCAGAGAACACACACUGGAGAGAAAUCUUUUAUAGCUGUGAUCAAUGUGGGAGGAGAUUUGUUACACAUAGCAGUCUGACUAGACACCAGAGAAACAAUUCUUAUAGCUGUGAUCAAUGUGGGAAUAGAUACUCUGGUUAAAUAUCUCUGAUUAAACAUCAGAAAAUAUACAUGAAGGAGUUUCCUGAUAUCAAUAAAAUGUCACAAUGUAGAAUGUUU